Molecule: messenger RNA, 354 nt
Organism: Coccidioides immitis RS
Lineage: Eukaryota; Fungi; Ascomycota; Eurotiomycetes; Onygenales; Onygenaceae
Exons: 4
Coding region: 1-354 (117 amino acids)
Source: RefSeq, a predicted model, not a curated record
AUGGCGGGCCAGAUGUUCACACAGCCGCGAAACCAUUCCCCGUUUAUGUCGUCAAAACCGCAAAAAUGCAGAACAUAUGCCCCAUCGGCCCUCACAAGAUGGCAGUGGGCAUCAGCGAGUUUCGCCGUGGUAUCCUCAUCUGCUCCUAGGCUUACGUCAAACCUGUCUCAUCCUCAGGAUCCUUUCGGCCCUCAAACUGCUGGACAUAGCCCGGUGUUGUGGGAUUGUGAACGCAAUCCACAAGUUUUUCUCAAGGGCGGGGCUCGAGAUAAAAUUCUAGUGGGUACGGACUUCCUCAACGCUCCUAGCAUCGCAAAGACUAUGAAGGUGAAAGAGCUGGCGAGUGCUGAUUGA